AUGGGUGUUGUCGACAACAUCAAGGCCGAUAACAAGGCUUUGAACAAGUCCUAUGAUAGCUUUGCCUACCAGUUGCUCCUUAGCGAUAUUUACUACUACCCAUGCCGCUUGUUCAUUGCCCCCUUGAGCACUCCCUCCCUGUGUACCUUGGACAACCUCUACACUGUCCAAACACCAGUGCACAAUGUCCCCGACCACGGCAACACCUUCAUCUAUCGUAUCGAUGCCGCCAACUUCCGUCCAAGCCCCCAUAUUGAACAAAGUGUAUUCAAGGGUACUCGUUUGCAGCCAGAGAAGGACCCAUUGACCAAGUGCCAUGGUACUCUCCUUUCAGUCAAGCCAGCUCUCCACAUCAAGUUUGCCAAGAAGUGCUUUGUGCGUGUGCGUGUCUAUGGACAAUAUGCCAAGUCCGACAGCUACAAGAUGAAUGUGCAGUAUGAGAAGCCAAAGGAGGACGAUAUGAUUCUAAGUGGAACGAUGAGUCAACAGGAGCGUAUUACUCCCAAGGGAGUAGUAGUUGACACCAUCCUGGAGGUGUUGAACACAACAUCCUUCAUGCCACAGUUUAUCGAUAACGACUCUGUAGUGUGUGGUUACUUGUUGGAGAAGCAGUCCAAUGUUUCGGAGAUCUUCCUCACUCUCUCUAUAGAGAGAAAGAGAGAAGGAGAGAGCAGCGAUAGUAUGGUAUUCCUAUGCGACAUUAGGAAGGAGAUAUCAGAGUAUUGUCUCGAUUGUAUGAAGUACGUAUGCUUAGAGUACACUUCAUGUUGCCUGUAUUGUGGACAGCCUUGGAAGUACUAUCAUCCGUAUCGUGGCCUCAGUGACUGUGAGAUCUACCAGAACUGUGUGCACUGUGGCUUCUUGGACAAUGCACCUUGCUAUGGGGACCGCAAACCAGAGCAUAUAUGCGAUAGCGAUCUCUGUAUAAUGAACAAAGGAAAGAAUCCUGAGUUUGUACAGAGGUGCCUUAAAGCUUGGAGUUUGUUCGAAGAACAGUAUGCUGAGCACAAGAGACUACACAAUGUGGCUAGACAACAGAAGCUCAUCAAGGAGGACACUGAACAAGCUGAAUCAUUCAUGGCUCAAACAUCGCUGACUGCUGUCCUUCUCAAGCAGACUCCAACGCAAGUGUUGAAACUGCUUCUAGCUCAAAUCAACAAAGUGGCUGCAUCCAAUCGCACAUAUAACUUUGAUGCGAUCCAAAGGUACAUCAACAUGAAUACAUGA
Acytostelium subglobosum LB1 is the source of this 1227-nucleotide messenger RNA. RefSeq lists its product as hypothetical. Bases 1 to 1227 code for a protein of 408 amino acids. The transcript is spliced from 2 exons. The record is from RefSeq and is a predicted model, not a curated record. Lineage: Eukaryota; Evosea; Eumycetozoa; Acytosteliales; Acytosteliaceae.